Dichomitus squalens LYAD-421 SS1 is the source of this 1321-nucleotide messenger RNA. RefSeq lists its product as uncharacterized. NCBI's taxonomy places the organism in Eukaryota, Fungi, Basidiomycota, Agaricomycetes, Polyporales, Polyporaceae. Bases 185 to 1237 code for a protein of 350 amino acids. The transcript has 6 exons. The record is from RefSeq and is a predicted model, not a curated record.
CUCCCGUAAUGCCUGUGACCUUCCAAGUUGCCAAGCACGAUGCGAAUGCUAUUGCGCUUCCUGGCUAUAGACAAGGCCGGUCGCAAGACGCUGUGGAAGAAUUCCUGAAACAAUCCUGCUACAAGCAGUGGAAGGAGAGCGGGGAGAUUCUUCAGUCCUCCGUGACGGACUCUGCGCUCCCAAUAUGAAAUCGGAGAAGAACGGAUUUGUUCUUACGGUCGUUGAAGCCCAUGGAAGGCAUCAUCACCUCAAGAUUCGGCCCGACGACGUUUGGAUCGCAAUCCUUUCACAGCUCAGCUUCUAUGUCAACAAGCACGCCGAUGAGCUGCGAGAAUACUUCGUCGCACACGAGAAAAAGAAGGAGCUUUGGGUCUAUGCAGUCGGGACCCGUUACACCGUUGAUUUUGGGAGAUUGGCCAGACAAAUGUCUGAUCAGAUUCAUCAGCAUGUUGUCGACAAGACCUUGGUCGAAUGGAUUCUCCCUGAUUUUACGACUUCGACGACAAAUGAUACUACGAUCUGCUCCAUUCUCCUCAUGUCAACUCUGCAGGCAUACUUCUCCUAUGGGAUGGGCGUAACCUGUGGCAUUCCUUCGGUUACUCUCGAAGGAGAGAAGGCUGACUGGGAGAGGCUGUACAAGCGUCUUGACCGUCUCCCGGAGCUCGGAGACGAGCCCGAGCAAUGGGCGGCCAUGCUUCGUCCUAUUCUGCGGCGCUUCGUGGAAGCAUUCGAUGGGCAGCCCGACAUACCCUUCUGGGAGCAUGCAGUGAACCGGAACGACAGGAUCUGUGGCCUGGACUUACUAUCGGGGUGGAUCACCGCGUUCUGUGUGUGGGAUCAGGACGGGAAGUGGCUAGCCCGCUAUCGGAGGGCCGGGACUCAGUCUUUGGGAAGCAUCAUGACUCAGGAUAAUUAUACCCUUGACGGCAUUCCUUACUUUCAACUUGAUAUGAAGAACAUCCCGAGUGGAUAUGGCGAUGUCAAUGUCCUGGUCAACGAUAAUGGACAGAAGUUCGACUGCAAAAUGGUUGCGGGUCAUGUUGCGGCGACGAUCUCGAAGUCAAGCAACGAUGGAGCAUACGACACUCUCAGCCCUGCUCCCCAGUGGUUUUUGUAUGUUAAAGGGGAGAAGCCGCGGAGGGGGUAUGAAGAAGAGGAGGCGGAGAUGUUGGAAAGGUCGAUGCGGGAGUUUAAACUCAGGUUUGGCAAGCAUCAAGGGGGCUCAGGAGGUGCAUGAUUCUGCGGAGAGACAUGAUUAUGGAUCAAGUAUGCAAUAUGCUGUGUUGUCCUUUGCUAUCUGCCCUACAGGACGCGAAAUUGG